Messenger RNA from Periophthalmus magnuspinnatus, 2276 nucleotides. RefSeq names its product MAF1 homolog, negative regulator of RNA polymerase III b (gene maf1b). The transcript is spliced from 14 exons. The record is from RefSeq and is a predicted model, not a curated record. Gene Ontology annotation, molecular function: zinc ion binding; RNA polymerase III core binding. Gene Ontology annotation, cellular component: nucleus; cytoplasmic stress granule; cytoplasm. Bases 37 to 1413 code for a protein of 458 amino acids. NCBI's taxonomy places the organism in Eukaryota, Metazoa, Chordata, Actinopteri, Gobiiformes, Gobiidae. Gene Ontology annotation, biological process: negative regulation of transcription by RNA polymerase III; cytoplasmic stress granule disassembly.
AGUUUGUAUUUGCUGCUUGUCGUUACCAAAUUCGCAAUGGCUGAAUUGGACAUAGGAAAACACUGCCAGGUUGAAACGUGUAAUCUAAAAGACUUUCUCCCUUUUGUCUGUGAAUUCUGCAGUGGGGUAUACUGCCUUGAGCACAGAAACAGGGAUUCUCAUACUUGCAAGGAGGAACCUAUGAAAAGAGAAAUACCAGCGUCAAAAGGCAGUACGAGUUAUCCAUGCUCAUUUCAAGGUUGUAGUGGGAAAGAGUUGUUGCAGGUCAUAUGUCUACAGUGCCAAAAACAUUUUUGUUUGACACAUCGGCAUCAAAGUGAUCAUGAAUGUGAGAAGUUGGAGGUUGCUAAACCACGAAUGGCAGCCACUAAAGAGCUGGUGCAAAAAAUUGUAGAGUCAAAGGAAGGACAGAAACCUAAAGGACGCAGAGGAGCAAAGAACAGCGAGACUGCAGCUAAGGUAGCGUUGAUGAAAUUAAAACAGCAGGCUGUAGGAGAUAAGGGGCUUCCACAGAUGGAGAGAACCUACUUUCAAGUAUAUCUUCCUAAAGAAUCAAAAGAUUUAUGCAAACCUAUGUUCUUCUGCUCUAAGUGGAGUGUUGGCAAGGUGGUUGACUAUGCAGCGUCUUUAGCUAGCUUAAAGAACAACAACAAUGUUCUGUCAGCAAAGGUCAAAAUGAAGCUUUUGGAAAACUCCAGCUUCGAGGCCUUGAGCUCCAGGCUCUGUGUGGAAACUGGGGAGUCUCGCAUUCUUGGCAGGAUUGAGAGCUACUCCUGCAAGAUGGCAGGGGAUGAUAAGCACAUGUUCAAGCAGUUCUGCCAAGAGGGGGAGCCUCAUGUCCUGGAGGCCCUGUCUCCCCCUCAGUCAACCAGCACCAUCAGUCCAAACCAGCUGGCCAAGAGCAGUGAGGAUGGGGAGAACCCACUGAGUGACAAGUGUUGCAGGAAGACCAUAUUCUACCUCAUCACCACGCUCAACGAGUCCUUCAGACCGGACUAUGACUUCAGUGCUGCACGGGCCCAUGAGUUCAGCCGAGAACCUAGUCUCAACUGGGUUGUGAAUGCUGUAAACAGCAGCUUGUUCUCAGCUGUGGGAGAAGACUUCAACUCUCUUGGACCAGAGCUCUGGAACUCCAUUGAUCAAGAGAUCAACCUGCAGAGCUGUGACAUUUACAGCUACAAUCCUGAUUUGGACUCUGACCCUUUCGGUGAAGAGGGAAGUCUUUGGUCCUUCAACUACUUUUUCUACAAUAAAAAACUGAAAAGGAUUGUGUUCUUCACAUGCCGCUCUGUCAGUGUCCUGAGCAGCUACAGCUUUGGGUCCCUGGACAAUGAGCUGGACAUGGAGCUUGAUGAUGAGGAGGAGAUGGAUGGCUUCACUGAGGACAGGUUCCCCAGUGCCCUGUGUGUGUAGAUUUCCCAGGAUGCACCUUGGCCAGCUACACUUUUCCUCCCUUUCAUCUCUGCUCAUUUUAAGAUUUACUGCAUUGCCCAAAGCCAUCUUCACACCUAAGACUUUAUGCAUGCCUGAAGCAUUCUUUGUUGGCUCCAGUUGUGUAGCAUUGGUGGCAGACUUUUCGUUGAACCCUCCCUUUUCAUAAGCUCCUUCUCUGUCCUGUUUUAAUUUGCUCAUAUCCAGCAACAGCACAAUUACCCACCUCUUUGACUCCAUUUCACAAAGCAAGAAGACUUUAAGAGGGACUACGCUGCAAGGACUACAACGAACUGAGAUGCUUGCUCCACACCAGCAUUGAUGAGACUUGACAGACUUGAAAGAUUUCCAGUAUAGCAGCCAGUGUUGUGCUUGGUCCAUGAAAGACUGUUCUACGUUUGGUUUAAGGCACCUGUGUGUUCUGCAUUUACUGCAAUUCAUGUGUUGCUCUUUAAGUGUGACAUUGAUGUUACUGUGACUUUUUUUUUUUUUUUUAAGCAUUACGAAAACUUAUCAAUACAAAGGAUGCUUACCUAUAUUUGUUAGUCAGGUAGCUCCUAAAAUUGCAGCUUACUACAUAUCGGCUAUUCCCGGGCGUCCCGAUAUUUUCAGCUCACUUUGUUUUAAUGUUGUCUGUCAGCAUUUUUUAUUGUUAACCUGAACAUUUUAAUCAGAUUCUCACCCGUUUGAUUAGAGGCCAGUGUAGUAGCUUCACUGAAUGUGUAAGAGAUUGCUUUAAAAAUGGGUUAUAUAUUUUUCUGUGUUCAGGAAUGUGAUUUCUGACUGCUCUAAGCUUUGAGUGGCCAAUAUAUUAUAAAUGUGAUUAAACUGAUAAUUCAGUCCAA